This is a messenger RNA of Ogataea angusta, 2349 nucleotides long. RefSeq lists its product as uncharacterized. Gene Ontology annotation, biological process: mRNA splicing, via spliceosome; generation of catalytic spliceosome for first transesterification step. NCBI's taxonomy places the organism in Eukaryota, Fungi, Ascomycota, Pichiomycetes, Pichiales, Pichiaceae. The record is from RefSeq and is a predicted model, not a curated record. Gene Ontology annotation, cellular component: U2-type catalytic step 2 spliceosome; post-mRNA release spliceosomal complex; Prp19 complex. The transcript has a single exon. Bases 1 to 2349 code for a protein of 782 amino acids. Gene Ontology annotation, molecular function: protein binding.
AUGUCCGCAGGUUUGGUGCGACCAGACGAUUUGGACGCAGAACUCGCGGUCCACAAGGAGCCGUAUCUGCUGAAGAACUGGCUGGAAUAUAUAGAUCACAAGAGGAGCGCUCCAGAAGCUGAGCUUUUGCGGGUUUACCGACGCGCACUCAGACGCUUGCCUCAGUCAUUCAAGCUUUGGACGGGCUAUCUCGAGCUGUGCCACGAGCUGGCCGGUAAAGGAGACACAGAAGUGCUGAUCAAGGCGUACGAGCACUGCCUGUCGAAUUUGAGCGAGUUUCCUGUUCUCUGGGAGAGAUUCUUGGUGUUUCUCAUAAAAAACCUCGAUCAGCUAGAUAUCUCCUACGUCCGGCGACGGUUCAACGAGGCAUUGCAAAGUUUGACCGUUUCGCAGCACUUCAGAAUAUGGAGGGUGUUUAUCCGCUUUGCUGACAUAGUUGGCGGACGCACCAGUUUUGCAGUGUACAGGCGAUAUUUUGAAUUCAGGGCAAAGCUUGCAGACUACAGCGAUUUGUUUGCAGACCUUCCUGAUUUGGAUACAGUUAUAGACAAGCUAGUGCUGCACACGGACUCAGAAGACCAGUUUGCGAAGCUGGGCCCGGUUUUCGAGACAAUAGCCCAGAAUACCAGUCUUUUGGUGCAGCUCUCCAUUUCAGAGUUCGGCCUAUACAGCACGUAUUUCAACCUGCUUUUGGAGUUUGGAGACGAAAAGGACGCAACAAAAAUGUACCAGCAUCUUGCUGACAAGUUCGCCGACCAGCGGUGCGUGCUUUCGAUAAAACUUGCGGCCUACUUCGAAAAGAAAGCUAGGUAUUUGGAAGCAGAAGACAUUUUUGAAAAGGAGCUAAAAAGAGUCAACAACCUGCACGAUUUCCAGCUGAUUUUCGAGGCCUACACAGAAAUGGAAGACAGAAGAAUGACGUCCUUAUCGCAAAGACUCGACGACGACGCCGCGUGCGAGCUGGACGUCCUGAUGGACAGGUUCGAGGACCUGCUAGCCAGGAGAAAAAUCCUGGUCAGCGACACGGCACUGCGCCAAAACCCCGACAACGUGCACGAGUGGCUGAGCAGAAUCGGUCUGUUCGACGAUAAACACGAGGUUGCAGACUGCUACGCGCAGGCCGCCGAAACAAUCCGACCGCAAAAAGUGCAGCAGCCAGGACUCUUUUCUAAAUUCUGGAUCCAGUACGCAAAGUUCUUUGCCGAAAACGGCGACGUCACCACGGCAAGAAAAAUCUUCCAGACAUCCACGAAGGUCCCUUUCCGCCACAUCGACGAUCUGGUCGAGAUCUGGCUGGCCUGGGCAGAGUGGGAGCUGGAGAAGGACCGCGAGCGGGCAGUAAAGGUGCUUGAAAAAGCCCUGGAAACCCCAAAGUACGACGGAAAAAUCAGCUACCGGGACGAGGAUCUUAGUCCGCAGAUGCGCAUCCACAAGUCCACGAGACUCUGGCAGUACUACUUGGACCUAAUAAAGAGCUCCAAAAAUUUGGAAGCAACACGCAAAGCGUACGACAGAAUGAUCGACGUCAAGGUCGCCACUGCGCAAUCGAUCCUGGACUACGCGGGAUAUCUAGAAGACAAGAAGCUCUACGAGGAGUCGUUCAGGGUCUACGAACGCGGAGUGCUGCUUUUCCGCUACCCGGUCGUGUACGAGAUAUGGAUUGUCUAUCUUGACAAAAUACUGCAUUACCAACACCAACUCUCGAUCGGCGUCGAACGAAUUCGAGAUUUGUUCGAGGAUGCACUGCAAAACUGUCCUUCCGAACUGUCCAAGCCAAUCUUCGAGCUCUACGCGCAGUUUGAGGAGACCAGGGGCUCGAAGCUGCUUGCUCUCAAGGUGUACCGCCGGGCCAUCGAGCAUACCCCCGCCAAUGUCGAGAAAGUGGAGCUGUACAGACUGCUGGCGGCCAAGACGGUCCAGUUCAAGAGCCUUGAGAGCGCAAGAGAGGUCUACCAGAGCGCGCUCGAGUCCGUGUCGGUCAACGCUCCGGGCUUCCUCGACGUGCUAAUGCAAGGGUUUGUAGACCUCGAGGUGCGGCUGGGCCAGUACCGGCGGUGUCGCGAGAUAUAUCGGUAUGCUGCGCGGCUGUUGGUGCAGUUUGCAAAGCGCGACCAGGACGUGGAGCGUGUGUGGAGUCUGUGGAAGCAGUUCGAGGUGGACAACGGGUCGGAGGAGAGCUACAAGGAGCUGCUACGGUUCAAGAGGCAUUUAGAGAGCACUGUGGUGAAUGUGCGUUCCAAGACGGCGGAUUCGAUUGGAUUUGUGCACAAGGAAACCCGUGGCACUUUGGACGCUGCCGCGACGGGCAACAGUGCCGAGAUAGCGUUGGAUAUAGACGAAAUGGAAUAA